This is a messenger RNA of Aegilops tauschii subsp. strangulata, 312 nucleotides long. Its product is annotated as histone H4-like. Gene Ontology annotation, cellular component: nucleosome. NCBI's taxonomy places the organism in Eukaryota, Viridiplantae, Streptophyta, Magnoliopsida, Poales, Poaceae. Gene Ontology annotation, molecular function: structural constituent of chromatin; DNA binding; protein heterodimerization activity. The record is from RefSeq and is a predicted model, not a curated record.
AUGUCAGGGCGCGGCAAGGGCGCCAAGGGGCUGGGCAAGGGCGGCGCCAAGCGCCACCGGAAGAUCCUCCGCGACAACAUCGAGGGCAUCACCAAGCCGGCGAUCCGGAGGCUGGCGAGGAGGGGCGGCGUGAAGCGCAUCGCCGGCAUGGUCUACGCGGAGACCCGCGGCGUCCUCCAUAUCUUCCUCGAGGAAGUCAUCCGCGACGUCGUCGCCUACACCCAGCACGCCCGCCGCAAGACCGUCACCGCCAUGGAUGUCGUCUUCGCGCUCAAGCGCCAGGGCCGAACCCUCUACGGCUUCGGAGUCUAG